GGAGUGUGAGCCUCGCCCGCCUGCCGGGUUUAGAAGCGCGCGCGGCGGCGGUAGCGGCGGCGGUCACGACGGGAUCCCGGGCGGGAGCCGAGGCCCGGGGAGCAGAGGAGCAUCGCGGCGUCCCGGUCCCAGGCGGCGUGGCCCGCGGGUCAUGGCCAAAGGAGAGGGCGCCGAGGGCGGCUCCGCGGCGGGGCUGCUGCCCACCGGCAUCCUCCCAGCCGCUGAACGGCCGGCCCAGGUGAAGAAGGAACCCAAGAAGAAACAACAGUUGUCCAUUUGCAACAAGCUUUGCUAUGCAGUUGGGGGGGCCCCCUACCAGGUGACAGGCUGUGCCCUGGGGUUCUUCCUGCAGAUCUACCUGUUGGAUGUGGCUCAGGUGGACCCUUUCUCUGCCUCCAUCAUCCUGUUUGUGGGCCGAGCUUGGGAUGCCUUCACAGACCCCUUGGUGGGCUUCUGCAUUAGCAAAUCUUCCUGGACCCGCCUGGGCCGCCUCAUGCCCUGGAUCAUCUUCUCCACACCCCUGGCCAUCAUUGCUUACUUCCUCAUCUGGUUCGUGCCUGACUUCCCACAGGGCCAGGCCCUGUGGUACCUGCUUUUCUAUUGCCUGUUUGAAACACUGGUCACGUGUUUCCACGUUCCCUACUCAGCUCUCACGAUGUUCAUCAGCACAGAGCAGAGUGAGCGGGAUUCUGCCACUGCAUAUCGGAUGACUGUGGAGGUAAUGGGCACAGUGCUGGGCACAGCGAUCCAGGGGCAAAUCGUGGGACAAGCGGAUACGCCUUGCCUCCAGGACCCCGCUGACUCCGCACUGGCCACGGAAGGUGCCAAUCGGACACAGAGCACCACCUCCCUGAGAGAAACGCAAAAUGCGUACCUGUUAGCGGCAGGGGUCAUUGCUUCCAUCUAUGUCAUCUGUGCUGUCAUCCUGACCCUGGGCGUGAGGGAGCAGAGAGAACCCUAUGAGACUCAGCAGGCUGAGCCAAUAUCCUUUUUUCGGGGCCUCCGGCUUGUCAUGGGCUAUGGCCCCUACGUCAAGCUUAUUGCCGGCUUCCUCUUCACCUCCCUGGCUUUUAUGCUGGUGGAGGGGAACUUCGCCUUGUUUUGCACCUACACCCUGGGCUUCCGAAACGAAUUCCAGAAUCUGCUCCUGGCCAUCAUGCUCUCGGCCACAUUCACCAUUCCCAUCUGGCAGUGGUUCCUAACCCGAUUUGGCAAGAAGACGGCCGUAAACAUUGGGAUCUCAUCAGCAGUGCCAUUUCUCAUCUUGGUGGCCUUCAUGGAGAGCAACCUGAUUGUUACCUACGUGGUAGCUGUGGCAGCUGGCAUCAGUGUAGCUGCGGCCUUCUUAUUACCCUGGUCCAUGCUGCCUGAUGUCAUCGACGACUUCCAUCUGAAGCAGCCCCAGUUUCAUGGAACCGAGCCCAUCUUCUUCUCCUUUUAUGUCUUCUUCACCAAGUUCGCCUCCGGAGUCUCCCUAGGCAUCUCCACACUCAGUCUUGACUUUGCCGGGUACCAGAGCCGUGGCUGCUCCCAGCCGGCACGUGUCAAAUUCACCCUGAAGAUGCUGGUGACCAUAGCUCCCAUAGCCCUCAUCCUGCUAGGCCUGCUGCUCUUCACGCUGUACCCCAUCGAUGAGGAGAAGCGGCGGCAGAACAAGAAGGCCCUGCAGGCUCUGAGGGAAGAGGCCAGCAGCUCUGGCUGCUCAGACACAGACUCUACAGAGCUGGCCAGCAUCCUCUAGGGCUUGCUGUGUUGCCUGAAGCCACCAUCCACGGGGACUGGGGCCCAGACCACAGGAGGAAUCAGGGCCUGCCGGCCUGUUCGCUGACUAGCUGAUCUCCAGGUGCCAGAAAGGGAGCCAAAGACUGGAAGAGUAAGUGGCCCAGGAUACCUCCUGUGCCUACAGUGGGGGGCGCUGUUCAGACAGCCUCCUGCCUCUCAUCUGCCUGCCCAUGGGGCCAAGCCCCAGGGCUGCUACUGUGAAUAUGCCAUGGACUGAUGAGGCCUAGCCCGAAACACUAAUGUAGAAACGUUUUAUACAGAGACUAAUUAAUAACUUAAUGACCGUGUAUAUAGCAACGUGUGUAUGUAUGUGUUUGUGUGCUAUUAAUGUUAUUAAUUUUGAUAAAAGCUGGAAACCAGAGGUGCUUGUUUCUGUCUUUGCCCUCAGCCACUCACUGAGCCCUUCUGUGCUAAGACAGGGAAAUGAAGCUGCAGGUGCCCUGGGGAGCAAGACUGUGUCUGGAGGUGUGAUAACAGCAUCAGCUAACGUUCACUAAACACCUGUCUAUACCAGGCAUGGUGUGGAGGCUUUACCUUCAUUGUGCUGGUUCUCAAAUUUAAUCCUUAAAACAGUCUUGCUACAUUGGGACUAUUCCCCUUUAUUUAUUUAUUUUUUCUUUAUUAGUAUUUUUGAAGUAGGGUCCAUGCCC
Mustela erminea (ermine) is the source of this 2432-nucleotide messenger RNA. It is a transcript of the gene MFSD2A, whose product is annotated as major facilitator superfamily domain containing 2A. Gene Ontology annotation, molecular function: lysophospholipid:sodium symporter activity. Gene Ontology annotation, cellular component: membrane. Gene Ontology annotation, biological process: carbohydrate transport. Lineage: Eukaryota; Metazoa; Chordata; Mammalia; Carnivora; Mustelidae. The record is from RefSeq and is a predicted model, not a curated record.